This is a messenger RNA of Porites lobata, 1595 nucleotides long. Lineage: Eukaryota; Metazoa; Cnidaria; Anthozoa; Scleractinia; Poritidae. The record is from the annotation of a GenBank genome assembly.
AUGCAAGCGUGUGAAGUAAAAGAUCUUAUCAUUGAGAAAGGCAAAAAACCUUCCCACAAAAAGAGAAAACGCAAACAAGUUUACUGUCAAAACAUCGACACAGAUGUCCGUGCCCCUGAAGACACAAAUCCAAAAGAUGAGGAAAAUCUAAGAAAGUUUACCAAACGAAUUUGCCACUUAAAACAUACACCUGUCAUUUUGCCCCUGUUUAAAAAACUUUAUGGCUCUCCAGAAAAAGACACAAUCACAGGAGAACCUGGUCACUCUAACCAUAAUCGGCCAAAAACCGGUAUAAUGAGGGCUAAGCUCCUGGAGAUUUUAACUAAUGAUCCCAAAACCUCAACAGAAGAAAUUGUCAAGGUAUUGUCUUUCAGUGAUUCUGAACGAAAGCAGGUUGAGAGAACAACCACCAAGCAAUGGCAAUGUGAAGAGUGGUACCUUCAUAAGACAGGGUUUAUCACAGCCUCAAAGUGCAAAAGAGUUUUUACCCGCCAGGAAACGCUUGAGAAAAACCCAGCUGAAAAUGCCAAAAAGUUGAUAGAAGAAAUUGGUCUUGUGAAGUCAUGUCCACCGCCCAUCCAGGAGGAAAGAGAACCACAAAAUGCCAGGGAGUGGGGGUUGCUACAUGAAGAGAGUGCUCGGAAGGCAUAUCAACGUGUUGCAGGCCACAAUCAUCACAAGCUAAAGCUCAUCCCAAAAGGCUUUUUAAUCUCCCGGUCCAAGCCUUUCCUUGGUGCUAGUGUGGACAAUAUUCAGAAAUGCCAGUGUUCUGAUGGUUGCCCAGUAAGAGUGGUUGAAUACAAAUGCCCUUGGAAACACAGGGAUCUGCACCCAAAACAAGCCUUCUUAACCCCAGAAAUUGGUGGUAUUCAAAACGGAAAUAAGUUUGCACUAAAAUCUACUUCAAAUUAUUACUUUCAAGUACAACUUCAAAUGUUUGUAAGCGGCCUCACCUUGUGCAUCUUUGUUGUGUGGACCAACAAGGGAAUCUUCACUGUUGAUGUACCCUAUGAUCCAAGCUUCAUGUCUGUUGUCUGUGCAAAGCUGGAGAAGUUCUGGACAAGUCAGGUACUCCCUUUCCUAAUAACUGACGUUUCCACGACAUCCUUGCCAGGUAAGUAUUUAUUACAAAGAUUUAAGCCCUAACUUAUUACAUCUAACUUUAUAGUAAUAAUUACUCCAGUCAUUCGGGAGUUUUCUUCUAAUUUACAGUUCAUGCCUGACCCCAUGCUCAGAAUGUUCUUUUUUGUUGUUGUUUUUUUGGGGGGUCUCCCUACGCAGGUUCAUCACAAGAAGCAUUUUGCUCUUCCCAAGAUUCCACCAUUUCAGAGCAAUACAUUAACAGCUCUGCACAGCAGCCCUGUAGCCACUCAGAAGCAGAUGUCAUGACCACUUCACAAGAUAAAAGCCCUGCUGCAGCUACUACUGGCACCUCACAAAGUCCCUUAUAUAUAGAUUUGUCCCAGUGCAGUACCCCUACCCCACCUACAGAGAGUGUGGAAAUCUCUGGACUUCAAAUCUACAAGGAUGAUGUCGAAACUAUUCAACCAAAGGCCAUGAUUACUGAUACCAUAGUUUUGUUUUUGUUCAAGUAA